Marasmius oreades (fairy-ring Marasmius) is the source of this 1397-nucleotide messenger RNA. RefSeq lists its product as uncharacterized. Gene Ontology annotation, biological process: carbohydrate metabolic process. Gene Ontology annotation, cellular component: extracellular region. Gene Ontology annotation, molecular function: hydrolase activity, hydrolyzing O-glycosyl compounds; carbohydrate binding. Lineage: Eukaryota; Fungi; Basidiomycota; Agaricomycetes; Agaricales; Marasmiaceae. The record is from RefSeq and is a predicted model, not a curated record. The coding region runs from base 333 to 1271 and encodes 312 amino acids. The transcript is spliced from 9 exons.
CGGCGGCCCUUUUUUAAUUCUUAGUUCAGACUUGAACUUCAACACGCGUUGGACCUCGUCCUGUCCUCUACCACGGACAGAUCAUUUAUCGCCGCCGUGGCUGACAGCCAUGAAUGGAAUCCUAUCCAACUUGUGGGAACCGCAUGUAUAUGGAUAUAUACGACAGUUACUUGGCUAAAGGAGCUGGCGGUCAUUGUGCGUGAAGUUUAUUCAGGCAUCAACCGAGAUCAGAUAAGUAGUGACUUGGAUGACGCGAAAAGGACUGUCCAGAGAGUAUAUAAGCCUUGCUCGACUUCCUCACGUUGAUCCUCAACUACCACCAUAUCUCAAUCAUGACUGCCUAUUGGGAACCUGGAACUCGAUACAACCAAGGCGACGUAGUCAUAUAUAAUGGUCGUCGAUACAAAACCAUUCAGGCUCAUGCGUCUCAGUCUGACUGGACUCCCGAUGUCACCCCCGCUCUUUGGGGAGUACUCCAGGACGGUGAUCAUGGUUACGAGGGGCAUAGCCAACCACGCCCAGCCAACUAUACACCACCGUCACAACACUAUCCCGCUCCUCCCGCUGAGCAGAGCGUCCAGAUUCAUAAAGAAGAAGAGAAGAAGCACUGGUAUGAUAUUGAUGACGCCAGGAAGAAGCAACUCGAGGUGGGUGGGGGGCUUGCUUUGGGCUUAGGUUUGCUCGGUGCUGGAUUCACCGCCUACAAACACCAUGAGAAGAGCGAGGAAGAAAAAAAGGCCCAAGUAUGGUCCGUUCAAAACUGGGUUCGUGAGGCUCAAGCUCGUCGCAACGAGUGGAAACAAUGCGGCCUCACGGCUCCCGCUAUGUGGAUUUACAACGAGGGCAAGGACAUCCCAAAUGGUGCCAUAACUACCGGACAAGAACACGAUUGGACGCUCUACAUCUGCAGGGCUCCGAUGGAAGGUGGUAUUCAUAUUGGUAAGGCUUCGGAUGUCUUUCCAAAGGGGGCUGUGAUUGGCUAUGAUAAUGAGGAGGUCCAUCUGGCUCAAUAUGAAAUUCUUGUCGGCGAUAUGCGCGGUUUGCGAUGGCUUUCUUCAAGUGGGAACUUCAACUUGCAGACUUUGGGAGGUGCUCGUCCUGUAGAAGGUGGACGUGAUGGAAACGGGUCACCUCUUUACGUCGCAAGGGCACCCCAUAAGGGUGCAGUUCACCCAGGGAAAGUCGGCGAACGCAUCAAUGGCUGCCUUAUUCCAUACAAUGGGAAGGAGAAAGAAGUUGAUCAGUACGAGGUCUUGUGUUAUGCCCAAUGAGUACUUGAGUGCUCGUUUUUGUUAAAGGUUUUCGCCUCCCAUGCACUAGUCAGCGACUUAAAAUUGUCUCAGCAAAAUAUUGUACAAUAGAUCGAUUUUCUGCAUAGCAUCGAAUAUUUUACCUGG